AUGCCUCCUCGAACAAGAAAACAAAAACAGAACAAACAAUUCCCUACGUCGGCCAAGAUAACCGAGCUCGACUCGUUACAGGACUUCUCGGACUAUGUUGGUCAGGCCGAGAUUCCUGCGGAGACCCUCGUGGAUCAUAUCCAGCGAGUCCAAGGACAAUAUGACGCUAAGACUAAGAAAACAGGGUCUCGGUCAAACGAUUUACCUCCUAAUAUAAAAAGAACGACUGUACCAUCUGCCAAAAGUCGAGCCACCAGAUCCCCAGACGAAGCAUCUACAGCUAUUACUGAGGAUGACCUGGAAGACCUGUCAGGGGUCGCAAAAUUCAUGUUCACAGCACUGGACUAUACAAUGUACCUGAUUCCUCUUCUGGCAAUCAAUAUAGUUCUAAAUGUGCUUGUACGAGCCCAGUACGGCCAAGAAGUUGAUUCUAAAGAGAUUGUGGCCGAGAGUCUGACCACUAUCCCCGUCAUGACCAUUGUCCACGCUGUAUUCCACCCAUACAAAUCCACACGAGUAUUCCGAAUCGUCAGCUUCUUCACUGCGGUUGCAAUUGGCGGCUACAUUCUCUACACAACCCACGAAGAGGGUUACUACGCUGUCAUGAAACGAGCUCCUCCUCUCGGCACCCUGUGGGUCUGGCUCUUCCUCGAAAUGGACUGGGAAUGGGCCGCCACCUGUCUCGUGGUCAUUGCAUUCUGGAUGUGGAAACAGGGCUACUCGCUUUAA
Sugiyamaella lignohabitans is the source of this 729-nucleotide messenger RNA. RefSeq lists its product as uncharacterized. The record is from RefSeq and is a predicted model, not a curated record. Bases 1 to 729 code for a protein of 242 amino acids. Lineage: Eukaryota; Fungi; Ascomycota; Dipodascomycetes; Dipodascales; Trichomonascaceae. The transcript has a single exon.